Molecule: messenger RNA, 741 nt
Organism: Nestor notabilis (Kea)
Lineage: Eukaryota; Metazoa; Chordata; Aves; Psittaciformes; Psittacidae
Product: angiopoietin-1-like
Exons: 5
Biological process (GO): angiogenesis; Tie signaling pathway
Molecular function (GO): receptor tyrosine kinase binding
Source: RefSeq, a predicted model, not a curated record
CUUGAGAACUACAUUGUGGAAAACAUGAAAUCGGAGAUGGUGCAACUGCAGCAGAAUGCUGUGCAGAACCACACCGCCACCAUGCUCGAGAUAGGGACCAGUCUCCUCAGCCAGACAGCAGAACAGACAAGAAAACUCACGGAUGUUGAAACCCAGGUGCUAAAUCAAACAUCCAGACUUGAAAUUCAGCUACUAGAAAAUUCACUGUCAACAUACAAGCUAGAAAAACAGCUGCUACAACAGACACAUGAAAUCUUGAAAAUUCAUGAGAAAAACAGUUUACUUGAGCACAGAAUUUUAGAAAUGGAAGAAAGACAUAAAGAGGAGCUGGACACUUUGAAGGAAGAAAAAGAGAACCUACAGAGCUUGGUCACACGACAAAGCUACAUAAUCCAGGAGCUAGAGAAGCAGUUAAACAAGGCAACAAGCAAUAACAGUGUCCUGCAGAAACAGCAGCUUGAACUGAUGGAUACAGUUCACACUUUGAUCACCCUUUGUUCUAAAGAAGGAGUUUUACUAAAAAAUGCAAAAAAGGAAGAAGAAAAGCCCUUCAGAGACUGUGCAGAUGUAUACCAAUCUGGUUUCAACAAAAGUGGGGUCUACACUAUUUACAUUAACAAUGUGUCAGAUCCUAAAAAGGUCUUUUGCAAUAUGGAAAUUGCUGGAGGAGGGUGGACAGUUAUACAGCACCGAGAAGAUGGGAGCCUGGAUUUUCAAAAAAGCUGGAAAGAAUACAAAAUG